This is a messenger RNA of Racocetra persica, 810 nucleotides long. Lineage: Eukaryota; Fungi; Glomeromycota; Glomeromycetes; Diversisporales; Gigasporaceae. The record is from the annotation of a GenBank genome assembly.
GUUAUUGCACUUAUUCAUACAUCCUAUUUAAUAUCAUGUUCACAAGAAAGCAACACCCUAAGCGAUAUUAUUAAUGAUAAUGAAUUAUGGUCAAGACUUGAAUUGUUUUAUGAGUUGUUAAAACCGUAUGAUUAUGUUAUAAAAAUUCUUGAAACAGAAAAGGCAACAUUGGGUCAGGUGGCUGCGUCAUGGGCGUGGCUUCGUAGAGUUAUUAACAAAAGCUUAUUUACUAAUAACGAUUUUCAGAAUUCUUUAAUUAUAGAAAUUGAUAAUCGUUGGCAAAAAAUAUUCAAUCCAGUUUAUUUAAUUACCUGGUUUCUUCAUCCAUAUCAUCACGGUGAAGGAUUAAAUCCAGCAUGGCUUCUAUACAUUCAAGAAGCUGCAUACGGCUUAUUUUGUACUUUUUAUCCAGAUUAUAAUCAAGACAAAUUUAUUGAUGAAUGGUUAUAUUACUCAAAUCACGAGGUUUUACAAGAUUUUCCAUUAAGAUAUUGGCACACUAUGUUAAAUGUGGCUCCAAAUUUAAGUGAAUUUGCAUGCCAUCUUUUAUUAAUUCCACCUAAUUCAGCAACUUCUGAACGAGUAUGGUCUUUAUUAGACAAUAUACAUACAGAACGUCGUAACAGGUUAUCACCAAUACGGGCUGCAAAAAUGGCGCAGGUAUCUUGGUAUAUAAAUCUAAUAUCAAAACAAAAUGAAAAAAAAUCACAAAAAUUAAAUGAAAUAGAAAGUAAUAUUUUAGAUAAUGAUGACUAUAUUGAUAGUAGUGAUGACUAUAUUGAUGGUAAUGAUGAUGUAGACGAAUUUAUA